AUGGUGGUGCUGGUGGUGGCCACGACGUCGGACCCGGCGUCCAUUGGGCCCGCCGCCGCCUUCCUCGCCAUGCCCGGAUGGUGCCCCGGCCCGCCCAUCGCCGAGGGGAUGGAGAGUUUUACUAAUGGGAAUGUUCGAUUAUUGAAGCAUGAACGUAGCAUUAUCGCAGAGGAUGAUCUUGACCAGCGAUGGCAGGAAGCCACUGGAGAGUCUGUUUCUGAGGUCAUAUUCCUCAGCAAACACACUGCAGUUUCCAAACGUCCAGCACUCACAGUGCAUCCAAUCGGUGUUCCGCAUCUGAAGGAGGAUGAAACCCCACCCCAAGGAGGGAUUCCUGGAUGGGCAGCAAUUCCAAGUCCUCGCAUUGGCCCUUGGCUCCGGUUGAUGCAAAAGAUAGCCGCAGAACAAGGCCUCGUUCCAGAGUUUGAGAUUACGCUUGAGGCUACUCAUCAUGGACCAGUUACCAGCACACCCACCAUGUUUGUUGAGAUAGGAAGUACAGAAGACCACUGGGCUAGGCAAGAUGCUGCGCAGGCAAUUGCUCUAGUUCUAUGGAAAGGGCUUGGUCUGGAGGAUGGAGAUGCUGUUGGAAGUUGGCAAGGGAACUGUGAAAAGGUUCUACUAGGUAUAGGAGGUGGUCACUAUGUUCCUCGUCACAUGGAUAUUGUCAUCAAAGAUGGUGUAUGGGUCGGUCAUUUACUCUCUGGCUACUCCUUGCCAAUGGAUACGCCCCCACAAGUAAAUGGAAAAACUCCUGGAGAGGUUACUGGAAUGUGGAAGCACUCCAUCAAAGCUUCCUAUGAAGCCACAAAGGCAGCAUUUCCUGGUGGUGAAGUUAUCGCACAUCUUGAUCACAAGAGCUUCAAGGGCUGGCAAAAAAAUGCUGUCACAUGCUUUUUGCAGGAGCAGAACAUUAGGAUAGGAAAGCCUAGUGAUUUCUUCUGA
Miscanthus lutarioriparius is the source of this 945-nucleotide messenger RNA. Lineage: Eukaryota; Viridiplantae; Streptophyta; Magnoliopsida; Poales; Poaceae. The record is from the annotation of a GenBank genome assembly.